GCCGAUUAUGAAGUGUCUGAUGAAGAUGAGAUAUUAAAUAUCAAUGAUUUGGAACCACUAUCUGAUGAAGAGGGUAAAGACGAAUUUGGAAAUAUUCCAACGUCAUUCUGUGAAUUUGAAUUUGAGAAUGUUGUUCCAUGUCGUUAUAAGAUCAUGGAUAAUUAUUCUGGCGAACCAGUCUCAUACAGUGGCCAAUGGGCCUUUGACACUCGAGAAGAACAGGACCUGAUUACAAAAAGAAUUACGAAAAUGUAA
Messenger RNA from Didymodactylos carnosus, 255 nucleotides. The record is from the annotation of a GenBank genome assembly. Lineage: Eukaryota; Metazoa; Rotifera; Eurotatoria; Philodinida; Philodinidae.